AUGAUAUCGACCACCCUCAUGACUUUCUUACUAAUUACCAAGCCCGAGGUCCGCUCGGUCAAACUGCUGGGAUCAUGGGACAAUUUUUCAAGGAAAUAUGUCAUGGAACGAGAUAGUCGAGUCGGGCCAGGGCAUUGGAGAGGAUGCCAUACUUUCACCGACAUGAUCGGUGACGGGCCCGACAAGACGGAAUGGCGAACGGGAGGGUUGAAGAUGGGUGGCACUUACUGGUAUUACUACUUACUGGAUGAUGAUGUGGAGUACUUCAACGAGGCAGAGACGGUCACUACCAUGUGCCCUCUGCUCCCAGGACAACCUGUUAAUGUGUUGAAUGUUCCGAUCAUUUUGCCCGAUAGUCGGGCGCAUUCACGCUCAGCGAGCGGUAGCUCUCAAACAUCAGAGCAUCUGCGAACUAUGAAUCCGGAAGACAAGUUCAUGAACCCGCGCAAACCACCACCUCAGCCCCAACCUCAGCCCGUGCGCCUUCAAACUUCUGCGUCGGUCCGUCGCAUUCCAAGCCCAGGACAGUCGAGCAAAUCUCCGAUCAGUGGAAUCCACAGAAGUGCAUCUCAGCCGUAUAGUGCGACGCGCAAGGGACACAAGAAAGAUUCACGCUCGAUGUCUCCGCCUAGGGCCCGUGCUCUGAUGGCUGCUCUACGACAGCCAACAGAGGCGGACCGAAAGCUCGAAGCAGCUUCCUGGGCCAAGGGCCCAAGAAAAUCGCCGCAACAAGGAGAGUUCACAGAGAAGCACCGCGAUGUCCCAGGGAUCAAGAUCAACGCCGGAAUUGCCAUCCCAUCAUCUGCCGCCUCUCCCAACAAACCCGGUCCCGCUGUUGGUCCUUCCACGAUCCAAAGUCGCCGCGCCAUGAAAGGCAUGGGCGGAGACGCAGCGCCGGGUCGUCUUCUCACAGUGCAGACCCGACCAGAGCCUCGUCAACCGAGUCCUUCUCGUGGCCAUGGACCUCUCAAGAAUGCGGCAUUAGAUGAGACCCGCGCCAUGAGAGAGGCGCUGAAGGACAUCGCCAGCAACAGCGAUUUGCCCACGCCAACGGCUGCGUUCAAUCGAGAGAGCAAGAAAGAGAAGAGGCUUCCAACCCUCCCCAACACCCCAUCCUCAGUCAUGGACGAGGCAGUCCGAGCCAUCGACGAAAGAGACAAAGCGGAGGAUGAACAAAUCCCACGCAGCUACUUCUCCGAAAUGACAGUCUCAACGGAAGAUUCCACUCAUUCCCGCUUCAUCCCCGAGCGGAGUCGAUUCUCCGAAUGGAGCACCGACACUGAAACCGAGUACAACCCCCGUGAAUCAACAAUGACAACCUCAACCUUCAGCCACCAGGAUGAAGAAUCCUCCGACGAACGCUGGAAAACGCCAGACCUGUCGCAGUCCGGCGACGGCGCAACAAACACCGACCCCAACACCCCCCACCUCACCGUCCACUCCAAGCCAUCCUCCCCCAACUCCGCCUCCGGAGAACUCCCUCCAUGGAACGUCUCCCUCCCCCAACUCACCGUCUCCCUAUCCACUCCAGGCAUCGACCCAGGCCUCGGCAUCGAAGGCAUGGACGAAGUCGAAAGCAACCCCAAGCGCCACGCGGCUCUCUUCAGCGCCCUCGAAUCCAUGGAAAACCUCUCCAUGUCGCACAGCCCCGUCGACUCCCCCGUGAUGAUCCCACACAUCCCCAAAGACCUCAAUGCCCGCAAGCUGUCGGAGACGGAGCGGAAGAUGAGCGAGGCUUCCCUUGAGCGCAUCCGCUCUCGUCGCAGUAAUGCCUCUUUCCAGGGGAAUGCUACCAUGCAGGAGAUGAUGGAUGAGCUCAGUUAUCUGAAGAAUAUGAUUCAGUCUGAGAUGGAUGGAACUCCUUUCUGA
Messenger RNA from Penicillium olsonii, 1869 nucleotides. Lineage: Eukaryota; Fungi; Ascomycota; Eurotiomycetes; Eurotiales; Aspergillaceae. The record is from the annotation of a GenBank genome assembly.